Messenger RNA from Plectropomus leopardus (leopard coralgrouper), 3262 nucleotides. It is a transcript of the gene gle1, whose product is annotated as GLE1 RNA export mediator. Gene Ontology annotation, cellular component: nuclear pore cytoplasmic filaments; nuclear pore; cytoplasm. The record is from RefSeq and is a predicted model, not a curated record. Gene Ontology annotation, biological process: poly(A)+ mRNA export from nucleus. NCBI's taxonomy places the organism in Eukaryota, Metazoa, Chordata, Actinopteri, Perciformes, Serranidae. Gene Ontology annotation, molecular function: phospholipid binding; translation initiation factor binding; inositol hexakisphosphate binding.
UAAUUCAUGUAACCUCAUCCGGCGCUUCAAAUCUCGUUAGCCCGGCGCUGUCAGUCUUUUAGUUUUGGUUUUGUUUAUUCAUCUUUUCUGUCGCGAUGCCUGCCGAAAAUCUAAGAUGGGAAACUUUAGAGGCCUUAAAAAAUUCACCGAAGGGAAAAAUCGCGUACGACCCGUUUUGGUCGGAAAGAGGCGAGCAUAUUUUGGCAGGAUGCAAAGAGGCCCUCAGCCUCUCCUCGCACUCUGGGGUCGUGCUGGAGCGUCUCAGCUCCCUGCCGCUGCAGAACUUCGGCCUUCUGGGCUCCGGCUCCGGCUCCGGCUCCGGGGACUCCAGCCCCGGCCUCUCUGAGGAGAUCUCAGCCUCUGGCUCUGUGACGGGAUCAAUCCCCGAUCUCAACGCCAGACCCGCCGCGCUCUCUGCAGCCCCUUUAAAGACCGAGCGUGAGCAGGCUGUUAGUGACGAGGCGAAGGAUGAAGAUCCAGAGGCAGAUGUCAGCGAAGUUUCCAGUCCUGCAUCUCUACCUGCCAUUUCCCUGCUGUCGCCCAAAGCCAUGGAGACGGCGGGCCGCAUUCUCAAAUUUGAGGAGCAACAGCGAGAAAAAGCAAAGAUGGCGCUCAGACUGCGGCAGGAGACGCAGGAGAAGCUGGUGGCGGCGGUGGCGAGCUCCGAGUCGGAGCAGCUGAAACGCUUCGAGGAGUUCAUGGAGCUGAAGCAGAGGCAGGAGUUCCAGAGCAUGAGGGACAUGAUGGACAGAGGAACCAAAGAGAGCAUCGGGCGUCAGGAGAAGAUGAAGGAGGAGCAGCGACACAGAAUGAAGAUCCUCAACCUGCGUCUGAGGGAGGCGGAGCAGCAGCGGCUGCGGGAGGCGGAGCUGGAGCGGCAGCGGCAGGCGGAGGGCAGGGAGCGACUGCGUAACCUCAACACCAUCCAGGAGGAAAUUCUGCAGCUCAACCAGCUGCUGGAGCCGUCCACCAAAACCGACCUCCCGUCGGCCAGCCUCAGCUCCUACAGCACCCGCGGGAACCAGCUGUGCUCGCAGCUGUCAGAGGUGGUGCGGAAGACGGCGGAGGGAGACUUCCCCAGCGUGGAGGACAUGACCGUGGCCGAGCGCGCCCUCCACGAGAUGAGGGCGCUGAUCCGGCUGAUGCAGGAGGAGGUCGCCAAGGCUCAAGAGAAGAAGAAGAAGGAGCAGGAGGAGGAGGAGCAGCACAGGAAGCAGGCGGAGCUGCAGGCGCAGCAGGAAGCGCAGAAAAAGGCGGCGGAGUCGGCGAAAGAGAAGGCGAAGAGGAAAGGGCUGCAGAACAGCGCCGAGGACAGCACGCUGAAAUGGUACAAGGACCUGCAGGAGCUGGCUGCUCAGUGCGCUCAGUCCAUCGAACACCUCAACACCCCGAAAGACGCCCAGACAAAGAAGCUGAAGCUGGAGCUCCAGAAAGCUGCCACCAUCCCCGUCAGUCAAAUCUCCAGCAACUCCGGGUCGCAGCUCCGAGAAAUCUUUGACAAGAUUGACAAGCUGCUGUCGGGACGCGCGGUGAUGUCCGGGGGCAGGUCUGUCUCCACCUCCCAGCAUCCUCAGGCCCUCGAAUUUGUCAGCUACAAACUGGCGGAGAAGUUUGUGAAACAAGGAGAGGAGGAGGUGGCGUCUCACCACGAAGCCGCUUUCCCCAUCGCCGUGGUGGCCUCCGGCAUCUGGGAGCUUCACCCUCGAGUGGGCGAUUUCAUCCUCGCCCACCUGCACAAGAAAUGUCCGUACGCGGUCCCGCAUUACCCUCCGAUGAAGGACGGCACACCUGUGGAGGAAUAUCAGAGGAUUCUGGGUUACCGUGUGGACGACGACGGGGUUGAAGGUCAGGACAGUUUUCUGAAGAGGAUGUCCGGGAUGAUCCGCCUUUACGCCGCCGUCAUCCAGCUGAGGUGGCCCUACGGCUCGAAGCAGGGGGCUGCCCCUCACGGUCUGAACCACGGCUGGCGUUGGUUGGCUCAGAUGCUCAACAUGGAGCCGCUGGCCGACAUCACGGCAACGCUGCUGUUCGACUUUCUCGAGGUUUGUGGAAACGCUCUGAUGAAGCAGUAUCAGGGCCAGUUCUGGAAACUCAUCCUGCUGCUUAAAGAGGAAUACUUCCCCAGAAUUGAAGCGGUGACCAGCAGCGGACAGAUGGGCUCCGUCAUCAGACUCAAGCAGUUUCUGGAGGCGUCACUGCAGAACCGACAGAUCCGUCCACCUAAAGGCCAGCUGAGCUCCGUGUUUUGGGGCUCCUGAUGGACGCCGACGAACCGCCACCAUGUUGGAUGUUUCUGCGUGACGCCGUUUAGGACUGAGUGAGGCAGAGACGGACGGAGACGUGGUCCGAUGCUGCGGACUGACAGAAAACUUCAGCUGGUGAUCAGGUAUGAAAAGCUGCUGCAGGAGGGAGACGGUUGUUCACGUCAGUUGACGUGAAGCUGCUUCUGCGGCUCGUGAACUUUGUGCCGUCUCCUGGACGUCUCGGACGAUGGGACAGCGGACGCCACGCUCUACCACAUUUUCUGGAUGUUGAAUAAUCCAAAUAAAUUCAGCAUGUUUGGGAGUUUUCAAACGUUAAAAUAGGAAGCACUUUGACACCGUUUUCUGCCUCUCACAGCUUUAGAGAACUGCGUCAUUUAUGCGUUUGCACCAAAAGUCCAGGAAAAGAAGCCAGAUUUGCUCUUUUUAAAAAGAAGACGUGCAGUAAUUAUGUUGACGUAAACGUUAAUCUGAACCCUCCGAGUGUUUUUCAGUGUUUAACAUCCUGAUUUAUAUCCGUUUCACUGCUGUUGGAGAACCAACACAAAAUGUUUUCACUACUGUUUGUUUUUAUUUCAGCAGUCGCUCUUCAAAUCAAAAUUGUGUCGAGAAUGAUUUGAACAUUUUUUAACGAGUCCACCGUGUGGACUAAAGCUUCGUGGUCUGAUGAGCUGUUUAAUAAUUGUAGAUGAAGUCAUCCCAAAACAUGUAUAGACAUGUAUAUAUCUAUUUAAAACUGCAAAGCUGCUGAUGUGCGUCAGUCCAUAUUUUGCAAAACACUAGUUUUGAUUGUCACUGAAACAGAAAUCGGAGGAUUUCUCGGCGCUUUAAAGUGAAACAGAAGUGAAAGUCAUAGUGGCGGAGCAGAAUGAAUGUAACGCAGAUUAUUAUUAUUUUACAGGUGUGUUAUCGGAAAUAUUGCAACAGUCGAAAGUUGUGCAGAAAUGUCUCCAUCUAUAAACCGAAUGUCUGAAAUAAAACCUCAUCAGCGUUUUACUGGA